AUGGCUGACCUCCUCAAGAGCCCGGAGAUGGAGAAGCAACCUCCCAAUUCUAAUUGCCGACGUCGAAAAUGGUCGUGGAUGACCAUCUUCUGGUCGGUAGCAGGCGUGGGGAUCCUGGGGCUAACAGGGUUCCGUGGUUUGCCUACCCCAGCACAGGGCUGGGCUUCAGACAACCACAUCCACGUCCACCAUGGGACUCAACUUCAGGUACAAGAUUCGCCCUAUGGAUCAUACCCACAAGAGAAUGAUCCAUUCCAUUUCCUCCCCUGUACCGCUGCCAGUCUUCCGCCGCCACUCGACGACCCAACCCCUCAGCAAUCAUGGGCCGCUCUUUUCGACCCAACCCCCAGUCAUUGGAGCUGGGGUAGCAAUGGCCAGGGAAUCUACCUUUGUGGAUACUUGGAUCUCCCGCUUGACUAUCACAACCAGUCGGAUACCCGUAUAGUCCGCCUUGCGGUGACUAAAUUCCAGGUCGCGGGCUUGCCUCUGAAGAACGAGACCGAUAACUCCCCAGACAGCUACAAGAGCAAGCGCACUCUCAUCAUCGAGCCCGGGGGCCCAGGCGGAAGCGGGACGUCUUACCUAUGGGAAACUGCGGAGGAAACGACCAACCGCCUCAGCGACGGGCAACUCGAUGUACUAGGCUGGGAUCCACGGGGUGUCAAUAUCUCGCUUCCCUCUGGGGCAUGCUUCCCUCAAGAUGCACACCGGGAUCGCUGGUCACUCCUCACACUUCGUUAUCGCGAAGAAGCUCCCUCGGCGCAACUAGAAAUGAUGGACGCCAUGAAUAACGCUACUUUCUUUGCCUGUCAACAGCGCCUGGGUGAUUUCGGUCGCUUCGUUAGCACGGCCUUUGUGGCUCGCGAUGUCGAUGAGAUCCGUAAGGCUCUUGGGGAAGAGGAAGUCACCGGGUACUUUGUCAGCUACGGGACGGGCAUCGGCCAGACAUAUGUUAAUAUGUUUCCCGAUCGUGCGGGCCGUUUGAUCCUCGAUGGGACGGAGUACGUCAGGGAUCACCGUCUGCAGGGUGGCUUUGGUUGGACCUCUCUCGACAAUGCGACGGAUGCAUGGCGCGAUGGGUUCCUGGGCGAGUGUAUCACUGCUGGACCGGAGGCAUGUGCACUCGCAAAACCCGUCUCUGACAAUGACGGCCCCGUCACAUUAGAACAGCUAGAAGGACGGAUGGCCCGACUACUCGCAUCUCUCCAAAUCCGCCCUCAAUCCGCAUACACAGAAGCAGGCGGUCCCUCCUUGAUCACUUACUCCGCGCUCGUGGAGAACGUGCUCUACCCAGUUAUGUACAAACCGGCAAAAUGGCCAAGUACCGCACAACUACUCUAUGAACUGGAAGCAGGCAAUGCAACCCUAGCAGCAACCCAGCUAGACCUCUCAUGGAGCGACCACUCCGAGAAACCCUCCCCACAUACCCCCUCAACCAGCGAACUCGAGAUGCUCGUAAUCUGCUCCGAUUCCUACGACGCACCCAUGCCCGACGGCCUCGAAUGGUGGGACCAGCUAUGGGCAAACAUGUCCGCACAAAGCUGGAUGGCAGGUAACUCGCGCUUUUUCGGAGUUCUGCCUUGUCGAUACUACAAUACCUACUGGGGCCGGCCGUCAGAGGUAUACCGUGGUGAUCUCAAUCACACGCUGAAUACUCCUUCUCUUUUGAUUGCCUCGACGUAUGACCCUGCGACGCCGCUGCGCAAUGGGAGACGGCUUUUGAAGGAGAUGGGUCGGAAUGCGCGGUUGAUUGUUCACCAUGCUUACGGGCAUAGUUCUAGACGGGACUUGUCGGAAUGUACGGAUCGUUUGUCGAAGGCUUAUAUUACGGAUGGUGUUUUGCCUGAGGAGCAGGAGACGGACUGCUAUGCUAAUAAGAAGCCUUACGACCGUAUCUCGGGCGAUGACAGUGAGUAG
Molecule: messenger RNA, 1917 nt
Organism: Penicillium cataractarum
Lineage: Eukaryota; Fungi; Ascomycota; Eurotiomycetes; Eurotiales; Aspergillaceae
Product: alpha/beta hydrolase
Exons: 1
Coding region: 1-1917 (638 amino acids)
Source: RefSeq, a predicted model, not a curated record